CCCAACCACAAAAACAGCAAAACUGCAGUGAGGUGGGCGCACAACUUCUGCUCACACUUUAACGCACAGGCGCGUUACGGGAGAGUUUGGAGCGACACUCCAAAGCAAGUUGUUCAGCAUCAGCUGGUGAUUGAAGCCCGUUUGAAUGAGAGUGAAGUUCCGUAAUGAGAUUUUUAAAAGAAACCCGGAGAGCAUUCAAUUAAGGAUUCCCCCCCUCUUUGAGCAGCUGCAGACUGAGAGCGAUUCCAGCGCUGGGAAGAUGACGGUGACCUAACUUCACGUCUUAGGAUCCAAUCGUUUAGCUUCUUUUUUGGUGAAUUAACACAAAUGAAAAGUGUGUAAACUUGGACUGAGGCUUUGAGCUGAAGCCCACUGGACGCAGGGAACGUGAACCCCAGCGGCUCGUCGGGAUGGUGCGCCUGUUGAGCUGCCUGCUGCUGGGAUAUCUGACCUGGAAUCUCCGGAUAUCGGAUGCUCAGGGAGAGUAUUGCCACGGGUGGCUGGACUCAAAUGGAAAUUAUCACGAGGGUUUCCAGUGUCCGGAGGAUUUUGACACCAUGGACGCCACAGUUUGCUGCGGCUCCUGCGCGCUGCGCUACUGCUGCGCCGCAGCGGACGCACGGCUGGACCAGGGCAUCUGCACCAACGACAGGGAGGUGGAUAACACCGAGUUUGCAGCGCAGCCCAUCUACGUGCCCUUCCUGAUGGUGGGGAGCAUCUUCAUCGCCUUUAUCAUAGUUGGCUCACUGGUGGCUGUCUACUGCUGCACGUGUCUCAGGCCCAAGCAGCCGACCCAGCAGCCCAUUCGCUUCUCUUUACGCAGCUGCCAGGGGGAAACGAUCCCCAUGAUCCUUACCACGGCUCCCCCAAGCCUGCGAGCCCCAUCGCGGCAGUCCAGCACGGCUACCACCAGCUCCAGUUCAGCCGGAGGAGGUAGCUCCAUGCGGAGGUUUUCUCUCGGAGGUCAGGGGCAGCAGCAGCAUGGCUGCCUGGUAUCAGCCACCGUCUCAUCGUCAGCCUCCACUCCCACCCAGACCCCACAGACUCUUCUUCCACCUCCCCCUUACACAUCCCCACCAGCACCCAUGACAGGAGGGAUCCAGCACCCGCUGCCUUCAUCCCACACCCAGUUGCAGCUCCAUCAGCCCCCGAUGGCCACUCACUCGUCCCAGAACACCAGCUUCCUUCUUCCCCAGCAGUACUUCUUCCCUCUGCAGCCUGACGCCUUCGCAGCAACCAAGGGCUUCGCUGACUUUGGACAGAGCUGACAGGGCUCUCAGCACGGGAAAUAGAGGAUUACACAAUUUUUAGUGGGCAGGAUGCGACCUGUCACAGACAGAAACACGCCAGACGAGGCUGGUGCCAGAGAAGCUAUGCAUGAGGCCCGGCCAAUUGGCCGCAGAGCGAGUUGCUGGAGGGUAGGCACAAAGCGUGACAGAGCUGCUGUGGUUGACCAGCAUGGCCCGAGGUACUCCCUGUCUGCAGCACAGGACACAUCAGCAGAUCUGACACCAUUUGUAAAAUGUAUGCACUUUUACUUUGUGAACAGAUCUCCAUGGUUUCCAUUUGUUGAUGUUUCAAGAUGGAAAUGUAUCAGCGAUCUUCCUGAAAAACAGAUGUUGCCGUCACCAGAUUCUGCUAAGCAUUAACAGAGGUAUAACAGACUUGGGAAACCAGAGAAUUCCUUUUUCUGACAAUCGGAAGGACUUGGGAAUGAGAGACGUUUUAUUUUGGAGGAAAUGUUAUGUUAUAUAAAGGAUUUUACAGCUCUUCUGAUUGAUUGCUUAAACUUCAGCAAAUAAAUGUUGUCUCAUAGUAACUUGUGUGCUGUUUGAUGUAAAGCUUAUUAAGUAACAGUUUUGUCCAGAAAGACGGGGCUUCAUCAUCAUCAUCAUCAUCACUGAGACAAAAAGGAAACCAGAGAGGUCAGGCCGGCACAUCAUCUCCCUACCUGUCGCUCAUUCUCGCGCCAGACUUCACAGCAGGAAUGCAGCGCUGAGAUCAGUCAUUGUCAGUGCUCAAUGAGCAUGGCGUGGUCACAGUGUUAAAAACAACUCACCCCAGAAAUAGAGGUUUGGGUUGCACCAGCAGGUAUGGCAAAACCUCCACAAAGACUGCUCUGUUACCCGGCUACCUGACUGUGAAACACACUUGGCAACCGGUUUGUCACGAAACCCGAAAGCUGUUCGGCUUCAGGAUGUUUGCUGCUGCGUUCAGGUAUCCGUUAAGUCUUUUAUCACAGAAUACAGCUCUCAUGAAUAACGUCUGUCGGAGUGUUACCUCCAUCCUGUCUUGUUUGAACUUGCAGCUGUCAGUUCAAACCUCUGUAUCACCUUCUGCUUAUGAAAGGAAAACAGAAGUCGCGAACAUGUUUUCAUGAUAUUUCCUAAACCUUUUGGAUACAUCGAAUCCUCUGUUUUUGCCAGGCUCAGAAAAGUUUCCGACUUCUUUUCCAAGUUAUCCUUGAAGGUAGGAACCCAAUUCUCCACACAGUGAAUGUUUUUAUUUAAAACAAUCGUGUGGAUUUUAUAACAAUUCAAGUUUUGUAUUUGUUCUCAGGGCCUAAACUUUUGAAUCCUCUGACUUUUUUUUUAAACCACCAGACUUCUGUAGAUUGCUUUAUUAUAUUUUUAACAGAUGCACCACAAAUACACAGUUAACAUUACAGAUAUCGCCAUUAAACUUGUCCAAGCAUAUACAAGUAAUCCCUGGCUCUGUAUGAUGUUUUGAGAGGGGAUUUUCUUAAUCCUUUAACAACUGUACAAUACGUUAUUAAGCAAUAAAUCACAAUUAACAGAAAUAUAUUCAAAGUAUUUUUAAUUAAUUUAAAAUAAUGAGGGUUUAAUAAACACUCCAUCUUCAAAAGAUUAGAAUUUCUUGGCAUUUAUUUCAUGGUUCAGGCUUUAAAGGGUUAAUAUUGGCAUCUCCAGUCGGCAGCAUCCCAACCCACCUGCUACUCAAAGCUAUUUGAGAAGAAAACUGGCUUUCAGUCGUGUAAACUGAGGGGUUACCCUCCAGUAUAAGAUACAUAAAGAGCAUUUUAAACAAUGAAACAUGUAAAGUCACUCCAAUAGAGUCUAGUAGAGUCCUGGUGUCGAUAGCAGUUGUACAGAAAAUGUAGAAAAAAGCAGCUGCUCAAAAAACCCUCUUCUGAAUGUAAUAAAAUCACACUUGCUCCCACCACCAGUAACCACAGGUGUCACCUCAUCAACCAACAGCAAAAGCUUGCACUCUCCAGCUUGAAAAAAUAAUUAUAGUUCAGAUGUACCCGGUAUUUAUUUCAUUACCUAAUCUCCCCACACUAAUGUUUUAUUUAUUUAUUUGUUUUUCAGUCUGUAAAAUAUCUGCAAAUAGCAAAGCAGUCACAGAAAUGAAGGCUUAGGCCGGCGUCUUACAACGCUUCCAAUGAUCAUCAUGCAAAAAUGCAACGAUAUCCUGUUACAGUUUACAAUAAUAAACCCACAUUUAGAAGCUGUAACCAGAGAAUUGUUAGUGUUUAUGUAUAAAAAAAUGUUCUGUCAAUCAACUAAUGAAGGGAAGUUUUUGGACCUUGAUUAUAACAAUAAGAAUUUGAAAAGCCAAACAGGACUUAGCCUGUGUGGGAUCACACGAGAAGUUCGAGUAAACCCCGCAAUCAUAACAAAUGAGAAGUCUAUUGAUAUAAUUUGUUUGUCGUGCUCGCAGGCCGAUGGCCGUCCCUCCUUUUCCUGUUUGGAUUUUCUCUCCAGUUUGUCGCCACACACGCUGAUUACAAAUUUGCAAAUAACACAAAAGCAAUAACAGACUUCCACAUUGUUCGUCAGUGAUUGUAAAGUUUAUUUCAGUAGUCCUUCGUGGCAGUAAAGACAACACUUAUAAGUUUGCAGUCCCAACAUGCAGAACAAUCAUCGAACAAAAA
This is a messenger RNA of Haplochromis burtoni (Burton's mouthbrooder), 3898 nucleotides long. It is a transcript of the gene shisa3, whose product is annotated as shisa family member 3. The record is from RefSeq and is a predicted model, not a curated record. The transcript has 2 exons. NCBI's taxonomy places the organism in Eukaryota, Metazoa, Chordata, Actinopteri, Cichliformes, Cichlidae. Bases 411 to 1268 code for a protein of 285 amino acids.